AUGUGGGGAGGUGGCGCUUGGAACUCCGCAGCAUCUUCACCUACCACCACAAGCACAAGCAACCCCCUUCUCAACCACCUCGAUCUCCAAGUUUACCACCCAUCGCCUUCCCAAUUAUCAGCCGCUGCUGGGGCUGAGGGAGCUGUAGUUGGGACCACCGCUGGGGAAGGAGGGUUCCCCUUCCUUCCCUUUGCCUUGUACUCCCCCAGCUCUUCUGCUUCUUCCCCCUUGGCCACCAACAACGUCGCCUCAUUGCUGCGGGCGAAAAUUGCCGAAAUGCAGCGCGGGGCUGCGAUUGCGAGUUUUCAGCACUCGCAAGAGAGCAUGUUCCACCCAAGCUCACGGUUGCGGUUGUCCUCGACAGAUGACAUUGCCACCACCGGUGAGGAACAGCUCAUGCAGCCGUCCCCGUUUUCUGGCCGCCGUAGCGGCUCGGGUGCCUCUCGGGCCUCGGUCACCAAUGGCAGCGGCUUCGACAGCGCAUCAUCCCAUGCUGCCACCGGAGGUGCUGCAGGCUGGGCUGCCGACCUCUUGACCGUGAAUCAAGAUGACCUCUUCCGCAUGCUUCAGGAGGCUGAUCCCUCUUUAUCGGUGCCCCACCUCUCGACGAUCGAGGGCCUGAACAUUGAAGUCAGCCAUUCCGUCAACGUAGAUGACCUACCCACGGCCUCUGGACACACCUUUGAUGGCUUCUUGCAGGCCAUCAACCUUGCCUCAAGUGUGCAACCCCGCGACGAACGAACCAGCGACCUGCUACAGCCUGUGGUUGCCAUCUCCGCCGCCCUCGACGAUGAUACCUACCGGCUUAUGCCCAUGAAACAGCUUUUCAAGGGCGUUGGCUCAGAGAUGGGCAGCACCACUUCGGGUAGCGACACCUCUUCCCAACCCAAUACUCCGCUUUCCUUCAUGACCGAACACUCGGGCAAGCGCGGCUCUCACAGCAUGAGCGAGCUCGAUUUUAAGCGCAAGAAGCUCGGCUCUAAGCGUAAACCCGAGCGCGAUGCCUUUGAUUCAGAGGAGGCCUUCUCCCUCGCAUGGCAAGAGUGGCGCUCCGUCCGUCAAAAGAACAAUGCUGCGGUGCACAAGAGCCGUCAAAAGGCCAAGGCUCGGCGUGCCGUCGAUCGACAUGCUGCACGAGAAAAAGAGCGCAAAGCGGCUCAGCUCGCCAUGGAAGCAGAGAUGCUCCGGAAAAAUGUGGACGUGCUCAUCAAAGCCGUGCGCACCCCUGACACGCUCACACCGAUUGAGCGGGCCUGGGUUCAGACGUUGUCGCAUUCUUCCACAGGCCCAACCCUUGCUGGCCAAUGCGCUCUCUACUCGUGACCUUCGCCUUUUUGGCAGUUCAACGCCUUGCAUCCUGCUUUGAGCUCCUUGUGAUCUUGCUUCCAUUCUUGGGGGCUGUUCUGGUGUCC
Molecule: messenger RNA, 1412 nt
Organism: Monosiga brevicollis MX1
Lineage: Eukaryota; Choanoflagellata; Craspedida; Salpingoecidae
Exons: 3
Coding region: 1-1323 (440 amino acids)
Biological process (GO): regulation of DNA-templated transcription
Molecular function (GO): DNA-binding transcription factor activity
Source: RefSeq, a predicted model, not a curated record